AUGAUGAAAUUAAUUAUCUGCUCUAUUGGUCUGCUCUUACUUAUCUCAUUUACGUCUGGCUAUGACACUGAUAUGGAUGAACUUGGGGAUAAAAGUUUGGAACUUGAACUUCGUUCAAUAUUAAAUCAUUUGAGCGAUAAUUCAAAUGAGGAUGAAGAACGUUCAAUUUUAUCUGGUACCGUAGAUCUAAGACUGAAACAUAUUUUUUUAACUUUACUUCUCUUUCAAACAUAG
Molecule: messenger RNA, 234 nt
Organism: Didymodactylos carnosus
Lineage: Eukaryota; Metazoa; Rotifera; Eurotatoria; Philodinida; Philodinidae
Source: the annotation of a GenBank genome assembly